AUUCUUUCUUGCAGCUCAAUCAAUGGCUUAUAAAUAUAAAAAUAAUAAUAGAUCUUAUGAUGGUAAAGCAAAAUUAAGAAGAAUUAUUAGAAAUGGAGGUGAAGAUGAAGAAUAUUUUAUUGGAUGUGAUAAAUAG
This is a messenger RNA of Funneliformis caledonium, 136 nucleotides long. NCBI's taxonomy places the organism in Eukaryota, Fungi, Glomeromycota, Glomeromycetes, Glomerales, Glomeraceae. The record is from the annotation of a GenBank genome assembly.